AUGGGAGCAUGUUCUUCUAGUAAACCAAUUACCAAAUAGUCAAAUUAAGCCAGUAAUAGACAAAUGUAAGAGGAUCCUUCUGUAGUUAAUAAUAAUGUAGAUGAACCCAUAUAGGUUGUGAUUCAAAAUUCAAAAUAAGAAGAUUUAAAUCAAGAGAAUCAGGAUUAAGAUAAUCUAUAUCAAGACAAUCCUCAAUCAGAUAUAGAUCAUUUAGAGAUCAACGAGGAAGACAAUCACAAAUUCGUGGAUGAAGAAUUGUUAUUAGACAACACUGAUGAUACAAUUCAAAAGCCUGCAGACACUGUCAAUUUCAUUAACACUGGAUAAACUCUCAUGUAACAUAGAAACCAAAGUGAUGUCAAGGUCUUGCAAAAGUUGACAAAGAAAACAUGUUAUUGUCUUGAUAUACCAAAUUUUUUUACUUUAAUUUAUGGAUAAUUUAAUUAUUUAUGUAAUAAUAAACAAUCUAAGAUAUUGAAACAUAAGCCCAAUUAGUUAUUGGAGAGCGUUUAUUAGAGAAAAUCUGAAUCGAUUACCUCUUACAGUAAAACUGAAAAGACAAGAAGAAGUAAUAAUAAAUAAUCCCUUAUUUAAAUAAGGCAUUAGAUUUAGGAUUUGCAUCUGUAGGGUUUCCAGAUGAAAGCAUGGAUUGUGAAGCUGUCUAUGAAGUAAGAGAUUUUAUUAACAUAGAUUCUGCAACCUGGAUUUAUCUUUGAAGUAAUCGUAAGUAAAAAAAACACAGUCAAAGGGAAGCUAGAUGUAAUUUUACAAAAGUUUCUUGCCUUCAGUGACAAAUGUCUCACAUCCCAACAUCAAGUGAGAUAAGCUGAUUUCUAAUAAUUCAAAAAAUAAAAGCAUUUGCUCUCACAACUAAGUCAAAUAAAUGUCAUGAGAAUGAAGGGAGUCAUUUAUGAAUAAGAUGUGAUCGAGGACUUCUCCAUUUUCACCUACUAUAUAAACUUUGAGAAAAUUCAAGUAGGCGAUCAUUUGAACGCUGUUCUCAUCGAUAAAACAAAAAUGAUAAUGUCAUUAAAAAAUAAAAGCAUCAUGGGAGGCAAAUAAUGGAGUUUGAAAAGUCUCCAAAAUCCCUCUCAUUUUGAUAAUUGGCUAUAUUUUAGACUUGGCUAUGCGAAAUAAAUUGGAGUCAAUUUCCAAUAUUAAAUUAUGAAUGAAGAAGAGAGACAGAAGACGCAGGAGUCAAUCUAUGGCAAUCUCAAAUUCAAACAAGAAACUGGAAUCUUGAAAAUGGAUUAUCAGAUCGAACAGGAUGGAUUCUUUCCGAAUAAGCAAAACUAUCCAUUCAUGAUGCAAUCCCUAGGGUUAUCUCAGAAUACAUCAUUCACAAGCAGAAACAACCUAAAAACAUUCAUGAAGAUCAAUUUAGAUCACAGAAGGCACUUUCAAGUUUGUCUGUCUAGCCAGAUAUCCAAUAGAUCUAUGUACGCAAAUAGAAGAGUCAAAGCAAUAAUUGAAAAAUAAUAAAAUAAGAAACAUAUUAUUAAUAUUCAUAAUUUCUUAGUCUAUUCAUUUUAUUCAAUUGUAUUUAAAUUAAAUAUAUAUUUAAUUAAUUUAUUAUGCUUCCUAAGUUUUAAAACUCAUUUGCUCUAGACAAGAAUCUAUAAACCCUCAUUGAAUCAUUCAAUCAAUCUCAAAAAAACCCAGGAGCAAUUCCCAGAAAUCGAAUACAAGGUAAUUAUCCCUACCUUCCUGGUGGUAUUAGAUCUGCAACCGGACCUUAGGUAUUAAGAGAAAGUACAAUUUACAUUGCAAUCUAACCCUGCUGUCAAUACAAUCUUCCUAAACGAUCAAUAAGACAUCUUAUUAAAAUUCUAACUCGGAAUUAGAAUUUUGCAAAUCCUCACUCUAGAUAAACCAGUUAGGGAUUAAAAAGAUGAGGAGUAAAAUGUUAAUCACUUUUUACCAUCGACCUAUCCCUAUCAAUAAUAGUCCAAACUAAAAAUUGAAAUUAAAUUGGAAGAUACAGAUGAAAUUGAAGUCAAUGGAAAUGAUAAUAUCGUAACCAUCUUAACUAGAGCCUAAAUCAAACAAACUAAGAAUGAUUAAAUUAAAAAGUAGAUCUAAUGUUUACAUUAAGAUAUUGCAAGUAAAAAUGAAGCUCAAAUUGUUUAAAUUUAAAUGAAAUUCUAAAGAGAAUGGUACUUGAAAUCAGGAAAUAGUUUCCUUGCUGCCAAAAAGGUGCUCUAAGAUUAUUUCAAAUCUCUAUCAAUUCCUAAAACCAAAUUCACAGCCUUUGAUAUUUAAGCACCACCACCAGAAUAGUAAGUCCAACCAGAAAUAGCUAAAAAACAACCUAUCAAACCAGAUGUUAGUAAAGAACCAGAAAAAGAAUAGGAAGAAGAAGAAGUACCUCCUGAUGUCUCUGGAAAAGAUCUUUAAAAUUUAUUUCCCUUGGUAAGUGAGGAUUUUGUAUAGAGAUAGAGAGAGGCAAUAGACAAAAGUAAUAAAUUCGAUUUAAACUUAGAGAAUUCCACUCCUGAAGAGAAGAUUAAGCGUUUAUUCGAAGAAGUUCGCAUUAAACAAUUCAAAUCGCAACCUUAUAGUGCUGAUAAGAACUUUUUCAAGUGUCCUUAUCAUAGGUGUUAGAAAGGUUAUAAGCGACCUAAUUAAUUGAAGAAUCACAUGAAAUAGAAUCAUCAAAAGUUAUCAGAAAUAGGAUUCACGAUUGACGACAACGGAGAAUUUAAAUACAAUGAUAGAAUUUUAGAUUAUUGUUUACUUUUGUGGAAAGUUUAUCCAAAUUUUGUUAAAUCAGUUAUCAAUGAAAUGAGAUAGAGAAAAGAAUAGCCAAGUGCAUGA
This is a messenger RNA of Paramecium tetraurelia, 2817 nucleotides long. RefSeq lists its product as uncharacterized. NCBI's taxonomy places the organism in Eukaryota, Ciliophora, Oligohymenophorea, Peniculida, Parameciidae. The record is from RefSeq and is a predicted model, not a curated record. The transcript is spliced from 8 exons.